UAAAGCAAGAUGGCGUCUGACGGUGAAGACGUUAUUGCAGUCGUCACAGUUCAGUGUUCUUAAUCUGUGCCUCCAUGUACACAUAUAUGUCCUUUAUUACACUCUAGUAAAUAGAGUAAACAUCGUUAAUAACUGUUUGCAUCCGGUUGUAUUAGUCUGAGCGCACUUUGAUGCUUCUCGAGCUAGCUUAGCCUGCUAGUUAGCUUAGCUUGUUAGCUGCUAACAAAGAGAGGCGGAAGUGAUCAAAACACAUCACUAAGUAGAGAUCAAGUGUGAGUGUAAAGUGUUGUGAUUGUGUGAAAAUGUGCCAAAGAACCAUAGCAGAGUACGAGGAGGAACUUUAUCCAACAAAAGAGGAGAAGGAGCGACAACAUGAAAAACAUCAAGUUGUGUUACACAGAACAGACAUCCAUCAGCUGAUUGGACACCAAGAAGAAUGUCUCCCUCAUCUGCAGGGGGACAGUUUCACUUUAGAGUAUCCACAGCUCUCAAAUUUUAAAGGGGACAAAGAUGAGCCACAGCCCUCUUAUUUCAAAGAGGAAGAGGAGGGAGAGUGUCCUGUAGGGCAGGAGGAGGCUGAUGUCAGCAAGUUUCCACUGACUGUUGUCUCUGUGAAGACUGAAGAGCAUGAAGACAAACCACCUGAGUCCUCACAGCUUCAUCACAGUCCAAUCAACGUGGGGACUGAUGAGAUCCUCAGAGACAGAACAGCGGCAAACAGCUUCCCGCCAAGAAAAAGAAGAGGGCCAAGAAAAAAGUGUCGGCCGCCAAGUCCGCCGCCAAGGGCAAGAAGAGCGACGCCCAAGCAGGACGCUCCUCGUCCAGCCCCAAGAAGUCCAGAGCGGGGAGCAAGUCCAAGGCCAUUGUCAUGGACUCCAGCACAGACGACGAGAAGCAUGGCGAGGAAGAGAAGGUGACGGCGAGGGACAAGUCGUUGGAAAAAGAGUUGAAAACGUACCUGCACGACGAAGUGUGCACUUGGAUCUUCAAUCCGCCAAACUCUUCCCACAAUGGAGGAAUGUGGGAAAGACUAAUUGGCAUCACGCGCCGUAUCCUGGAUGCAUUGCUCCUUAAGGAGGGAGGCUCUCACCUUUCUCAUGAGGUGCUCACCACUCUCAUGGCUGAGGUCAUGGCAAUUAUAAACGCAAGACCUCUCAUUCCAGUUUCAACUAAACCAGAGAUGCCAGCAAUACUAACACCUGCAACUUUGCUGACACUGAAGAGAGACGUCAUAUCUGCACCGCCAGGAGACUUCAACGUGAAAGACAUCCACUCACAACAAUGGCGGCAAGUCCAAUCUCUCUCUGAUAGAUCCGGGAAGCGAUGGAAACAAGAAUACCUGUCAACCAUACAAACUAGGAGAAAAUGGUAUGCAGAAAGGCCUAACCUGCAAAUUGGAGACCUAGUACUACUGAAAGACGGCCAGGUGAGAAGAAAUGAAUGGCCCACUGGACUCAUCGUCAAGUCUAUCAACAGCCAUGACAGCAAAGUAAGAAAAGUAGAUGUUAAGAUCAUCCGACAAGGUACUCCAAUAAUCUACACUAGACCUGUUUCAGAGGUUGUGUUGCUCCUUCGUAAAGAGACUGUAUAGUGGUAUAAAACAUUAUACCAAGCGGGGAGUGUUAUGCCCGUUUGAUUGUGGACUAUUACUGACACCUUGUGGCGAUGGGAAAUGCUCCGCGUCAUUAGUUUGGGCACUUCCUGUUUACUUUGGGCACUUCCGGUUUACGAUGUUUGUCUAGUUCAUAAACAAUAAGAAGUAGUCGAGUUGUGUUAACUCUUACAAGCCUUGGAAAAGAUAAGUCUGUAAGUAAACUGUUUAACUUGUUUAUGUAACUCAAUACUAAGGUGGAAAGUUGCUAAGUUUGAUAGUAAGAUGUGUAUUGAAAAACGAUUUUUGGGCACUAAUUUAAUGAAUGUUUGAGGAUUUAAAAUGGCUGCUGGUCGCAUAUUUCCACCAUCGAAAUAGUUUCAACACUCAGCAGUAUUUGUUUGGCGAUAAUGCUGUAUAUUUGUGUGAAGCUAAUGUUUAGAUAUUGUGUAUAACAUUUGUUAAUUGAAUCAUAUAGCUUAUACAUUGUCAUUGUGUGUAUUUCAGUUUUACAAUAAUAAAAAAUAAAAGUUAAUAAAUAAAAAGAAAAGUUAUUUUUCAAUUUCGUUUUCGCUAUCUGCCUCCAUACUCCAACCAUCCCUUUCAAUACAUGCGUAAUCUGUUGAAUCGCUUAAGCCGCUGAAAUCCGAGGCUGAAUCCGAGCUAAUGUCGCUAUAUCUUGCUAUGGUAACCGCCAUGUUGUUUGUAUUGGCAUCGCUAUGUGACGUCACAGGAAAAUGAACAGUGGCUUCGCACAUAGCCAAAAUCAAGCACUUUAAAGGUUUUUUUAGGGAUAUUCCAGGACGGGUAAAAUUUUGAAAAAAACUUCGAAAAAUAAAAUAAGCCACUGGGAACUGUUUUUUAUUGGUUUUAACCCUUCUGAAA
Nerophis ophidion (straightnose pipefish) is the source of this 2476-nucleotide messenger RNA. RefSeq names its product oocyte zinc finger protein XlCOF8.4-like. Gene Ontology annotation, cellular component: nucleus. Gene Ontology annotation, molecular function: RNA polymerase II cis-regulatory region sequence-specific DNA binding; DNA-binding transcription factor activity, RNA polymerase II-specific. The record is from RefSeq and is a predicted model, not a curated record. The coding region runs from base 303 to 917 and encodes 204 amino acids. NCBI's taxonomy places the organism in Eukaryota, Metazoa, Chordata, Actinopteri, Syngnathiformes, Syngnathidae. Gene Ontology annotation, biological process: central nervous system development; regulation of transcription by RNA polymerase II. The transcript is spliced from 3 exons.